UAGAUGCCUGUACCCAUCACAAGCUGUGGAUUGGCAGGCUAACUUUCUAGUCAUCUUUAAUUAAAUGCCAACAUACAACUUGGCAAAGACAUGUAUGGAAGCUGAUAUGGUUUGAGUAGAAACACGUGCAAGCACUGAGCUUUUCGUGCCUUGUUAGGAAUCUGAAAUUGUUUUGUCCAUCCCACAGAACUUGUUUCUCUUACUAUAACCUAGCCCACAUAUUCCUACCCCUCCUCCUUUCCUCGCUUUCUCCCUUUCCUUAACUGAGGAUUGAUCUCUCUUUUGUCAGCGUUGUUUUACUCUGCAGAGUUGUACUAUGAAGACCUGUGUUUCUUCCUGCUUGAAUAUGAAAUGGGCUGGAUGGGAUUAGGGGGAAGUGGCAGCUCCACCUCCCCCAUCAGUUUCAGGACUAGGUUAGUGGUGGAGAUGGAACAAAACAGACAGUGCUGGCAGCAUGACAAUAACCAGCUUUGCUGUUGCUCUAAUUUUAGGGAGCAUCCCUAUAGUGGACUGCUUUGAUAAGUCUUCCACCUCACCCAUUUAUCACCUUUUUCAACAUCAUCAGUCACUUCGCAAGGCUCUUCAACCUGGCCAGCAACCUCAACCCCACCUGCCAGUUCAUCACCAUCACACAGGCUGUCCAAAAUACAAAGGCAAAGAGGGCUCUAUAGGUGACUAUAUCAAUGUAACUGAGUUUGGUGCAGAUUGUUUAAACUGGGUUGAAAUUCCUACUUUCUUGGAGAGGACACCUGGGAAAGGACUAGGUGAUCACAACUUCUGCAGGAACCCAGAUGGGAGGAGUAAGCCUUGGUGCUUCUUCAGGAACAACCAUGGCAGAGUUGACUGGGGAUACUGCGACUGCAAACAAGGGUCAGUGCGUCUGCGGGGGAGCCAGAAAAGUGAGUCAGAGGGAAGUAUAGUAGAAGUCUAUAUGAAUGGUGCCUGGGGAACGAUCUGCAGCGGCCAGUGGGAUGAUAAUGAUGCAUCAGUCAUAUGUCGUCAGCUUGAACUUAGCAAUAAAGGGGAAGCAAAGAAGAUACCAUUAUCUGGGGUGAUUCCAUCUUUUUGGAAUGAUGUACGUUGCCGCGGUGAUGAAGAAAAUAUACUUCUUUGCGAAAAAAACAUCUGGCAGGGUGGAAUGUGUCCACAGGACCUAGCAGCUGCAGUUACAUGUAGUCUCACACACGCUACAGACUCUUUCAUACCCACUCGACUGGUGGGUGGGAGCUCUCCUUUUGAAGGAAGGAUAGAAGUCUAUCAUUCUGGCCAAUGGGGCACGGUAUGUGAUGACCAGUGGGAUGAUGCAGAUGCUGAGGUGGUCUGCAGACAGCUAGGACUUGGGGGUUUUGCUAAAGCCUGGAGUCAGGCUCAUUUUGGAGAAGGAAGAGGUCAAAUUCUUCUGGAUGAGGUACAGUGCACGGGAAAUGAGCUGUCUAUAGAGGAGUGUCAACGAAGUUCAUGGGGGGAGCACAACUGUGGACAUAAGGAAGACGCAGGCGUUUCCUGUACACCAAUUGCAGAUGGCGCCAUUAGACUAGCAGGGGGUAAAGGGAACUUUGAAGGACGCCUGGAAGUGUUCCACAAUUCACAGUGGGGGACGAUAUGUGAUGAUGGGUGGACAGAGCUGAAUACACAAGUUGUAUGCCAUCAACUGGGAUAUAAACAUGGGAAGAUUUUACUGGAUAAUGAUUUAGAAGAGAGCAGUAGUGUCAUCUGGCUGGAUGACGUCACCUGUACAGGCAAAGAGCCCACGCUCACCCAGUGUAGCAAGAACGACUGGGGCAAGAAUGACUGCAGUCACCAGGAAGAUGUCCACAUAGUGUGUUAUCCAGAUAUUGACCAGCACAGGACAUUAUCUGGUCCUCCUCUGAGGUUGAUGGAUGGUGAAACAAAGAAAGAGGGGCGUGUGGAGAUUUAUCUCAAUGGUCAGUGGGGGACAAUCUGUGAUGAUGGAUGGACCGAUAAGGAUGCGUCUGUUGUGUGUCGGCAACUUGGCUACAAAGGUCCUGCAAAGGCCAGGAACAUGGCUUAUUUUGGAGAAGGUAAAGGGCCGAUUCAUGUGGAUAAUGUUAAAUGUACCGGAAAUGAAAGAUCCUUGGCAGACUGUAUCAAGGAAGAUAUUGGAAAGCACAACUGUCGUCAUAGUGAAGAUGCCGGAGUGAUCUGUGAUUAUUUAAGCAAGAAAACGACAGCUGUAGGACUUAAAGAAUCCACCGCUGUAUGUGGGGUGCGGUUAUUACAUCGUCGUCCCAAACGUAUUAUCGGUGGGAGGAAUUCUUUACGGGGUGGCUGGCCCUGGCAGGUUGCUCUGCGGCUGAAAUCUUCUCACAGUGAUGGAAGGUUGUUAUGUGGAGCCACACUCAUUAGCAGCUGCUGGGUGCUCACUGCUGCUCAUUGUUUUAAGAGGUAUGGUAACAAUACUCGCAAUUAUGUGAUAAGAGUGGGAGAUUAUCACACACUUGUUCCUGAGGAGUAUGAGGAGGACAUGGGAAUCCAACAGAUCAUAAUACACAAAGAUUACAGACCUGAUGGAAGUGACUAUGACAUUGCUCUCAUAAGACUAUAUGGAUCUUCAGAACAGUGUGUACCAUUCAGCACCCAUGUCUUACCAGCCUGUUUACCAAUGCGACGAGAAAGACCUCAAAAAUCAGCAUCAAACUGUUAUAUCACAGGAUGGGGCGAUACAGGUCGGGCGUAUUCAAGGACUUUACAACAAGCUGGAGUGACAUUGCUACCCAAGCGAAUCUGUGAAGAGCGCUACAGAAGUCGGUUUACAGGAAGAAUGCUUUGUGCAGGAAGUCCUCCAGAACAGAAGCAUGUAGACAGUUGUCAAGGGGACAGUGGUGGCCCAUUGGUCUGUGAACGUAACGGAGGCAGCUGGGUAGUCUUUGGAGUUACUUCUUGGGGCUAUGGAUGUGGGAUGAAGGACUCUCCUGGAGUAUACACAAAAGUGGCUUCUUUUAUACCAUGGAUAAAGAGUUUGACCAAUUUAUAGAACCCAGAAGACUUCAAAUGUUUCCAAGGAAGCUAGACCAAAUUCUCAUGUAUGUUAUAUUGACAACAAGGCACUGAGGAGCUAGUAUAACAUAAUGUUUCUACCUGUGUACAAAUAGUAUUAGCUGAAUCGUGUGGAUGAAAUUACCUUAAGGGGACUUUAGGAAGGCAAUGACAAGUAGCAGCCAAACAAUUGGACUAUUAUAAUGAUACUGCCUUGGGCAGCAAGUUUUGAAUCGAAAGUAAAAAAAUAAAAAAA
Molecule: messenger RNA, 3253 nt
Organism: Bufo bufo (common toad)
Lineage: Eukaryota; Metazoa; Chordata; Amphibia; Anura; Bufonidae
Gene: PRSS12
Product: serine protease 12
Exons: 13
Coding region: 455-2995 (846 amino acids)
Biological process (GO): proteolysis
Cellular component (GO): membrane
Molecular function (GO): serine-type endopeptidase activity
Source: RefSeq, a predicted model, not a curated record